This is a messenger RNA of Cryptococcus wingfieldii CBS 7118, 1662 nucleotides long. RefSeq lists its product as hypothetical. Gene Ontology annotation, molecular function: amino acid transmembrane transporter activity. NCBI's taxonomy places the organism in Eukaryota, Fungi, Basidiomycota, Tremellomycetes, Tremellales, Cryptococcaceae. The record is from RefSeq and is a predicted model, not a curated record. The transcript is spliced from 5 exons. Gene Ontology annotation, cellular component: membrane. Gene Ontology annotation, biological process: amino acid transmembrane transport. Bases 1 to 1662 code for a protein of 553 amino acids.
AUGACAACAGACUUGAAAGACUACAAAGACGCACUCGGCCAGUCGCCCACCGCCCCUUCUCUCCGCCGGCUCGAGUCGGGCGGAAGCGAUCUCAGAGGCGUUGCCGGCGAUAUUGUCACAGAAAGAGAGCACCGGGAUCUGCUGAGAGGUCUUGCGCAGAGGCAUAUUUCCAUGAUUGCCUUGGCUGCAGGCUCCAUCGGUACUGGUCUCUUCUUGUCUUUGGGCAGUGCUAUCCAGAAUGCCGGUCCUCUAGGAUCUCUCUUGGGAUAUGGCUUCAUUGGCCUUAUUGUCUGCGCGGUACAAUUCGCGCUGGGAGAAGUCACCGCUCUUUUGCCCGUCAGCGGGUCGUUUGUCAGACAUGCUGAGUUCUUGACUGACCCAGCCUUGGGCUUCGCUUUGGGAUGGAACAUCGUCUAUGGAAACUGGCUCUCGGUUCCGUCCGAGAUCUCCGCUAUCUGUGUUCUGUUCCAGUACUGGACAGACCUCAGCUCCUCCGUCUUUAUCGUCAUCUUUAUCGUCCUCACCGCCUUUGUCGGUCUCAUCAACAUACGAUGGUACGGAGAGAUUGAGUUCUUCUUCGCCAUCAUCAAAAUCCUCCUCAUCAUCGGCCUCGUCCUUUUGGGCCUCAUCAUCGACUUGGGAGGUGUAUCGGGGGUGGAAAGGAUCGGUUUCCGAUACUGGAGAGACCCUGGGCCUUUGGUGGAGUACAUGGGUACUGGCAGCUGGGCCCGUUUCCUCGGCUUCUGGUCCGUCAUGAUCGGCGCCGUCUUCUCCUUUGCCGGUGUCGAGAGUGUCGCCAUGGCCGCUGCCGAGACCAAGAAUCCUCGUCAAGCCAUCCCCAAAGCCUGUAAACGCGUCUUUGCCCGAGUCUCCUUCUUCUACGUCCUCGCCGUUCUCAUCGUUGGUAUGCUUGUCCCCAGCAACGAUCCCGACCUCGGAGACGACUCUGGCACAGCCGCCACCUCGCCUUUCGUUCUCGCCGCUUCCGCUGCAGGCAUCAAAGCAAUCCCUUCUAUCGUCAACGCCGUCCUCAUCACUUCCGCUUUCAGCUCUUCCAACCAAGCUCUUCUGGCAGGAACCCGAGUCUUGUACGGUCUCGCCCUCAAGGAACAAGCCCCGCGCUUUUUCUUGCGUACCAACCGAUGGGGUACGCCAUACGUUUGCGUGGGGAUCUACAUUAUCUUUUCCUUCUUGGCCUUUAUGAGUCUUUCAGAGAACGCCUUGACAGUGUUUUACUGGCUUUUGGACCUUGUCGGAUGUGGCGUGCUCAUCUCGUGGAGCGCUGUUCUGGUAAACCACUUGAGGCUUUUAGCGGCGUUGAAGAAGCAAGAUAUUCCCAGAAGUGUCUUGCCUUGGAGCAACUGGUGGACUCCCUACUCUUCUGCCUUCGCCCUCUUCUUCUGCCUCGUCGUCCUCCUCACCAACGGCUGGGAAGUCUUCACACACGGCGGCUGGUCUCCUUCCGGCUUCAUCACGGCUUACCUUGAUAUCCCUCUCGUCCUCGCCGCCUACCUCAUCUGGAAGUUUUACAAAAAGACCAAAUAUGUACCCCUCUCCGAAAUCCCCAUUAGGCGGGUGUUGGAGAGUAUUGACACAGAGCCCGAGGAGAAGGAAGAGAGGCAGACAGGAUGGGUGAGGUGGGUUAGUUGGUUGUGGGAUUAG